AUGGCAAUCUUUUACAUUAAUGCUGAUCCUGUGCCUAGUGUGGUUGAUGGCACUAGCUACCCAAAUGAUGCUGAGGUGAGUAUACUACAACGGUUUGCACACUAUUCUGCCGUAACAUAUGAGGCAAUCCCAACGGUGGAGAGCUGGACCUGUGUCCAUUGUAAAGAGAUUCCUGGUGUCAUUAGCGCUAAACCUUUGAUAAAUGUUCUAAAUAUAAAUUCAAAUGAUAAUAAAUUAUCUCUAAACAUUAACAUUGAUUUAUCAUUUUUAGAGUUCGUAAAUUUGCAUAAUGAGAAUAUUGAUUUUCUUGCAUAUGUCAUUGUUAAUAAUCAAACUCGAGAGAUUGUUAUCGCCUUCAGAGGGACAGAUCAUGAUAAUUGGGUCAAUAUUAUAAACGAUGCGCUAGCAAUUUUACAAAUUGUAUAUCCCUUUUAUGGUGAUCAGGCACAAACUCUUGCGAAUCGUUUUCCUGGAGCAAAUGUUGGUCUUGGAUUUUAUGGUACCUGGAGUUAUUUUCAAUCAUGUCUUUUGAAUGAAUUAACUUCCUUGAUGGCGGCAUAUCCAAACUUUGGAAUUUCUGUGACUGGUCAUAGCUUAGGAGGAGCUUUAGGAUUAUAUCAAGCUCUUCACAUUCGCCAAAUGUUUCCGAAUGUUCAACCUUGCUUUUACGCUUUUAACAUGCCACGUGCUGGUAAUAUAGAUUUUGCCAAUUAUGUUAAUGAAGCAUUAAAUUGUAUAUACCAUGUUGCGCGAAAAGGUGAUAUAGUUUCACAAGCUCUCUUUCCACCAUUUUGGGCACAUCCUAAAGGUGAAAUAUGGAUAUUUAACCCAGAUAAGAUACCCUAUACACAAGGGAGUUUCGUAUGCACCGGAAAUGACAACCAG
Molecule: messenger RNA, 885 nt
Organism: Entrophospora candida
Lineage: Eukaryota; Fungi; Glomeromycota; Glomeromycetes; Entrophosporales; Entrophosporaceae
Source: the annotation of a GenBank genome assembly